This is a messenger RNA of Nymphalis io (European peacock), 1205 nucleotides long. RefSeq names its product malate dehydrogenase-like. The record is from RefSeq and is a predicted model, not a curated record. Gene Ontology annotation, cellular component: cytoplasm; mitochondrion. Bases 1 to 1167 code for a protein of 388 amino acids. The transcript is spliced from 7 exons. Gene Ontology annotation, molecular function: L-malate dehydrogenase (NAD+) activity. Gene Ontology annotation, biological process: tricarboxylic acid cycle. NCBI's taxonomy places the organism in Eukaryota, Metazoa, Arthropoda, Insecta, Lepidoptera, Nymphalidae.
AUGCCUAGAGCCACCUACCAAAACUACGUGAUGUCGGACGUCUUAGCGCAGAUGGAACGAGAAUGCCAGAAGUUCUGCCCGGUUCCUAGAUUUUCACCAAGAAAGGUUUCAGUAAUUGGCGCCGGCAGUGACGUAGGACGCAUAGUUUCACUUUUUCUCAAACAACAAAAUAUCAUCAAGAUUUUAGCUUUAUACGACGAUGAGCCUGAGCAUAAAGUAUUGGGUGUGGCCACCGACUUGGCGCACAUGGACACAACUACGGAAGUGGAAGCCUACCAAGGAAGAGUGUAUUUACGAAAUGCUCUUUAUGAUGCAGACGUAGUUCUCAUCUGUGGCGGUCACUACGUGUUGCCUCCGUGCUGCGAUAUUAGUGACAGAGAACUGUUCUUCGAGAACAUGCAGCUUGUGCGCACGGUCAGUAUCGCCUGCGCGCAGUUCUGUCCCCAAGCUGUAGUCGCCAUACAGACUCCGCCGGUCGAUUGCAACUUCGCCUUAUGCACCCACACCUUACAAUUAGCGCGGACGUACGAUAAGCGUAAAGUCCUCGGAGUGAACGCAAUCAACUCAAUGCGGGCGAACCAGCUGUUCUGCUCCAUCACGGGAUCCGAUCCUUCCAAGUCGCAUACUCCUGUCGUCUGCGGCACGGGUCGCUGCACAAGGGUGCCAGUGUUCUCCGCUGCUAAAGCUGGGAAUUUUCCUCAGACUCAGGUAGAUUGCCUCACGAGGUUGGUGCGAGAAGCGGACGACAUCAUCUGCAAGGUUAAAUGCAAUAACGAACAAGGACAUUUGUCGUUGGGGUUUUCAACAGCCAGAUUUGUUGUUAACAUAAUGAAAGGUUUAUUUGAGAAACCGACGUUCAUAGACAGUGCGCUCGUCGAACAAGCUCAUCCAGUAAAGUGUUACAACAUGAAUAUUUGUGCCACGCCGGUCACUAUCGGCAAGGGUGGCGUGGUGGAGUAUGCCGUGCCCAAUCUUAAUCAAAUUGAAGCAAGAAUAUUAGAAGAUAGCAAAUGUGAUUUGGAAGACAUGUUAAACCUUGGUCGAUGUCACGCCAUUGGUGAGGAGUACUGCCUCCAUCCAGAUAAAAUCUGUCCCUGCUGUGUGUGUCCCCCGUGCCAAACCUGCAGACCCUGCUAUGAAAGCGAAACAAGACGAAAAAGUAAAUAAAUACUCAUUUCACAAAUGAGUACUAGCAUUGUUUAUAA